Octodon degus (degu) is the source of this 3329-nucleotide messenger RNA. It is a transcript of the gene Map2k7, whose product is annotated as mitogen-activated protein kinase kinase 7. The transcript has 12 exons. Gene Ontology annotation, biological process: protein phosphorylation. Bases 167 to 1474 code for a protein of 435 amino acids. Gene Ontology annotation, molecular function: protein kinase activity; ATP binding. The record is from RefSeq and is a predicted model, not a curated record. NCBI's taxonomy places the organism in Eukaryota, Metazoa, Chordata, Mammalia, Rodentia, Octodontidae.
GCGCGGAGAUUCGCACGCGGACGGGGCGGGCGUGCGUCGUGGGCAUGCGCCUUGCGGGACUAGACGGAGGCUCGGUGGGGUCACCCGAGCGCAGGCGCAGUGCGGUGUUUGUCUGCCGGACUGACGGGCGGUCCGGCGGUGCGCGGUGGCAGCGGCGGCGGGGAAGAUGGCGGCGUCUUCCCUGGAGCAAAAGCUGUCUCGCCUGGAAGCAAAGCUGAAGCAGGAGAACCGUGAGGCCCGGCGGAGGAUCGACCUCAACCUGGAUAUCAGCCCCCAACGGCCCAGGCCCAUUAUUGUGAUCACUCUAAGCCCUGCUCCUGCCCCGUCCCAGCGAGCAGCCCUGCAGCUUCCCCUGGCCAAUGAUGGAGGCAGCCGCUCACCAUCCUCAGAGAGUUCCCCGCAACACCCUACGCCACCCGCCCGGCCACGCCACAUGCUGGGGCUCCCGUCCACCUUGUUCACACCCCGCAGCAUGGAGAGCAUUGAGAUUGACCAGAAGCUACAGGAGAUCAUGAAGCAGACGGGCUACCUGACCAUCGGGGGCCAGCGCUACCAGGCAGAGAUCAAUGACCUGGAGAACCUUGGCGAGAUGGGCAGCGGUACCUGCGGCCAGGUGUGGAAGAUGCGCUUCCGUAAGACCGGCCACAUCAUUGCCGUCAAGCAAAUGCGGCGCUCGGGGAACAAGGAGGAGAACAAGCGCAUUCUCAUGGACCUGGAUGUGGUGCUCAAGAGCCACGACUGCCCCUACAUCGUGCAGUGCUUCGGGACCUUCAUCACCAAUACGGAUGUCUUCAUUGCCAUGGAGCUCAUGGGCACGUGCGCCGAGAAGCUUAAGAAGCGCAUGCAGGGCCCCAUGCCGGAGCGCAUCCUGGGCAAGAUGACAGUGGCGAUCGUGAAGGCGUUGUACUACCUGAAGGAGAAGCACGGGGUAAUCCACCGCGAUGUCAAGCCCUCUAACAUCCUGCUGGAUGAGCGGGGCCAGAUCAAGCUCUGUGACUUUGGUAUCAGUGGCCGCCUGGUGGACUCCAAGGCUAAGACCCGGAGCGCUGGCUGCGCAGCCUACAUGGCGCCCGAGCGCAUCGACCCCCCAGACCCAACCAAGCCCGACUACGACAUCCGGGCUGAUGUGUGGAGCCUCGGCAUCUCUCUGGUGGAGCUGGCUACAGGACAGUUUCCCUACAAGAACUGCAAGACGGACUUCGAGGUCCUCACCAAGGUCCUGCAGGAGGAGCCCCCGCUCUUGCCCGGGCACAUGGGCUUCUCAGGGGACUUCCAGUCCUUCGUUAGAGACUGCCUUACUAAAGAUCACAGGAAGAGACCAAAGUAUAAUAAGCUACUUGAACACAGCUUCAUCAAGCGCUAUGAGACACUCGAGGUGGACGUGGCGACCUGGUUCAAGGACGUCAUGGCGAAGACCGAGUCCCCGCGGACUAGCGGAGUUCUGAGCCAGCCCCACCUGCCCUUCUUCAGGUAGCCGUGUGGCGGCGGCCAGCCCCACCAGGCCAGGGGCAUGGCCACCGGCCUCUUCCUGCUCUGGCCUCCCAGCUGCCCGCCAGGGGAGCCCCAGGACCUGGAUGGCCACCGAGGGCUGAGGACAGAAGUUGGGAGGUGUCCACCACCCCGAUGCUCUGCCCCCAGCUGUGGACACAUAGGCCUGCCGGGCUUCAGCCCUUCCUGCUCCCGGUCAGCCAGCCGUGCGCUACCUGGACAGACACUGUGAACGGCAGACAGCAGGCCGCCCGCAGACUCACUAUUUAUUCAGUUGUAACCUCUGGGCUGGGGCGGCCCUUGCCAGGAGAGGCCCCCUUGCCCCGUGCCCCUGCCCCCACUCGCUCGCUCUCUCUCCCACUGCCUUCCCUUCAGCGGCUGGCUUUCCCAAUUCUCCUGGCCCAGGCCUGGGCUCAGCCAGCCUAGCCGCUUGUCAGAGCCCAGGGUCUGCCUCAGUUUCCUCCAGUCCUUGGCAGGAGAGAAUGGCACUCUUGGACUGUAGCUGGCCUGGGACUGGUUUCUCUCUUUUUCUCUUUGAUCUCAGGGGGUCUUUUUUGGAGUUUAUUAUAGUAUCCUACUUGGUGGGGUGUUUUGGGGAGGGGAGAGGAGAGCUCGUCCUCUUGGGGUGUGUUGGUACCUUCAGAAACUUUUACCAAAGUCACGUAUAGCUGCUUUUGGUGGGGUGCCCACCAGCUGCCCUCGGGCAUUGGGGGACAGGGGUUGGGGCUGGGCCACUGCUCCUUGUCAGCUGCCCACCUGAGAGGCCCAGGGUGGUGAGGCUCCAGGGCACCGCCUCCUGGGGCUGAAGGCUGGGUGCAGCGCAGCUCAGGGUGAGCUGAAGCGCUCAGGUCGGGGAAAGGGGGCCUAGGUGCAGGGAGCUCUGGGGAAGCUGGGCGAGUGGCAUGGCAGGUGGCGAGGAAGCGGCUGGAAGGACUUGGAGAUUGUGAGGGUGGGGUGAGGAAGUGGGUGAGGGCUGAGGGGAGCAGGUGUGUAGGUCUGAGCAUGUGUGAUAGCGACAGGGCGGACGGGAAUGAGGUGGCUUCCCCCACUGUGGAUCCAGUGCCCUUCAGUUUCCCUGGAGCGGGCUGCCAGCCCCAGCCUGCCCGGGAAGGACCCAGUGUCCACCCAAGGGGGCCUGCUACUGUGGCUGAGCAGGAAAGAGUGUGUUUCUUUUUUGUUGGUAAUGCAUGCAAAUCAAGAGGACAAGAAAACAAAAAAAAACAAAAAAAAAAUAUAUAAAACCACAAAAACCAACGCCAAAGGUGAGGAACCUUGCUGGAUGUAGCUGAAGCAACAUAGGCGUAGAUGACACUAUGGCCUGUUACCUAUCUUACUGUUACUCCUACUAUAUUCACAAUGCCGCAUGUUUAAAAUGUAAUCAAGGUCGUCUUCUCUACCUGGAGAAGCCACCUUCUGCUCCCAUCUCCUUUGUGAGGGGGUGGGGUCGACCCAGCGAAAGGCCUUGGAGGGUCACUGGAAGGUUGCUCUGCUGGUCCCAGGGCCAGCUCUGGCCUGAGGCUGGGCUGCCUGGUUUCCUUUUUAUUUAACUUUAUUUCCUUUGGUGUGAGUGUGUCUGCCCAACCCCCACCCUUCAGUGUUAAAUGGGAGCCUGGGGGGACCCUCUUCUGCCUCCCUCCUUUCCAAGAUCUCCCCUGUCACCAGCCAUCCCUCUGGACCAGGCAGAGGGCAACGGGUCGGCAGCGGCCUGAGGUGGCCUGGCCCAGUGUGCUGGCCUAUGGACCCUCACGCCGCCAGUAUUGCUCUGUCCCUUUUUAAAACAAGAUGCCCUCGUUUGUAACUCCGUAGAUGCUUGAGAAUAAAGCCCCUCCCUUUUUGUCCGA